GAUAAACUGUUUAACAUGUUAUCGUCCUAAAUUUGAUAUGGACGUAACAAACAACUGCAACUUUCUUCUAGUAGUCUACAGGGAAAUUGAAUUAUGUAUGAUUUAUUUGCCAGGGUUCAUCCGAGUUAACAGUACGAGUGUGCUUUGAUUUUUCAGAUCGCUAGUGACUAAAGAGAUCUAAAUUUACCUGAAUCACUCAUGUGAAUAUGUGAUAUAACCCGAUUGUUAUUGAACAUAAAACACGUCGUAAUUUAUAGUAAUAAAAUUUCGUUCACUUUGGACAAGGACAUGAUAUAUACACAUGGGUCAGAAGGGCAGCAGCAUCUCAAAUACGAAAGGAAACAAACUAGAACCUCAAGUUAAUCCACAGAGUAACCAGUAUGAAUGGUUUAAAUUUAUUUGUGACAGUUCAGAAGAGAAUAUUUUUCGAUUUCUCAAAGAAAACUCUUCGAUAAUAAAUACCCCUAUGAGAUUUAAUGUAUAUAAAGAUUUGCGAUCUGGUGAAAUGUGUUCCUGUGCGUUCUACUUAGAGCAAGGAUUACUUCCGGAGUCGAUGGGUUCCACGUCAGCUGUGAGGGUUCUAGGAAAGUGUAUUCUGUGUGGCAUGUGUCCUCAUGUUAUACUGGAUUUGUGUGGUGAAACCGACAUUUUGAAAAUCCCAUCUUUUACAGAAGCAAUUUUUGAACAAGAUGUCAAAAUAAAAGGCCCAGUAGAAGACCGAGCUUAUGGUGGUCUUUAUCUAAUACAUGUACUUAUUAUUAUUGGCAAAACAGAAAAAUUGAAUGAAAUUAUGUCUCAUUUUAAGCUAAUGUUUACAGGAGGCUCCAUGGAGUUGACUAUGAUAACAGAUGUUCAUUAUUUUACGCCAUGUUAUUUAACACUUGUUUAUAACCAAACUAAAUGUCUAUUUGAUCUACUACAGUAUAACGAGAAGAUGAUUGAGUAUUGGCACUGUGAAAAAAGUACAGAAAAUGCUGAUCAUAAUAAUCCAUGCACUUUAAUGGUGUCCUGUGUUAAAAUGGACAGACAUGACAUUUUGGACAUGUUGUUAUCAAGAUUUGACCGAACUCCGUCUCUUCACACAAGAUAUCUUGAACGUAUUUAUUGGACAGAAAAAAACACAGCACUGGACUAUGCAGUUGGACAUCGGAAAAUUGAAAGUAUGAGAAUUCUUACUAAAUAUAACUCAACAGUUGAUACACAGAGACAAAAUGUACGGAAAGCGGCGGAUCUAUGUGUAACCAAUAAUGAUAUGAAAUUGAUGCGUGCAUUUCUUGAGUUAAAAAGUAAAAAGGAGUUCGAAGUAUGUCCUAUCUUCAACUUAAUCGCAAAAGGUUCUCUUGAAAUGAUAACACUUAUUCUUCAAGCCCUUCAAAAGAAGAAAACAUUAUUCGGAAGUAUCAGUUCUGAUGUGAUAAAUGUUGCUGGGAGGAAAGGAAAUGACCUUUUAGUGGAUGCAUUGUUUCUUCACGAUGCCCAGAAAGUUAAGAAACUGUUAGACUAUGGUUUUAACAGCAAUACAUUCUUUAAUGGAUUCAGUUUGUUGUGUUGGGCUCAAAUUUUGGGUCUGGAUGAUAUAAGUCACCUUUUAGUGGCCACAGAUGGUAAAUGUUUUCGAGAUAAACAUUCACAAGACUGUUGUUUGUUUCUUGGUGUUAUUUCACAUCCUUCAAAUACAUUAGUUCAUGUUAUGUCUUUGGUAGAACAAGAUUGUGAUGUGGAUUACUGCAGCUUGAAAUGUACAUUUCCUUUAAUGAUGGCCGUUCGUUACCAGAAAUUCGAGGUUUUUGAGUGCUUACUCAGACAAGGAGCACUGAGUAACAAUCCAAGUCUUUUCACCGAGAAUUAUUUGCCUUUUAGGAUUCUCAUGAAAUUUAUAGUAAUACUCAUUAAAGAAAAUGGAGAAUUAAAUUUAGAGGAAAAUUUGUCCCUUUUAAAGUCAAGAACUGCACGUAAUGCAUAUAUACCACUCCUAAGGAUGGUACUGCAGACAACAUGCAAAGUUUCCUUUGAGACAUUAAAGGAUCUAUCAAGUAACUGUAAAGAUAAAAAACUUAUUGAAAUUAUUUAUGAUAAAGUUCUUCCACCAAAACUAAUGCAAGCUUGUAGAAACUCCUUGCGUCAACAUUAUGGACAAUUUUUGUGGAAAUACAUUGAAUAUAUAGAGAAUACUAUUCCCAAGAGACUAGUGAGAUAUUUACAGUGUUUAGAUGUCAUAGAGGAUUCUUAUGAAGAAAACGAAAAUACAUUAGAAAUGAUUGGACUGAAUUAAGACAUGUUUUCCUCAAAUGUAUUAUUACUAAGGAAAUUAAUUUUUCUCAUUGGUUAGAAGUAAGUACAGAAAUUUCCUUCUCAAAAUCAAAAGUAAAAUAUUUCAUCUGUGAUUUUCUAAACCUUUUAAGAGGGAAACUAGCUAUUUAUCACAAAAAUGUUAUAACAAUAGUUGUGUUUUCGACAUUAGAACUAAAAAGCCACAAUUCAGGAUUUCUAUUAAGAAUUGUAGAUCUGAAAUAUAUAUAAAUACAUCAUAUAUAUAUUAUGGAA
Molecule: messenger RNA, 2544 nt
Organism: Mytilus californianus (California mussel)
Lineage: Eukaryota; Metazoa; Mollusca; Bivalvia; Mytilida; Mytilidae
Exons: 4
Coding region: 302-2272 (656 amino acids)
Molecular function (GO): protein binding
Source: RefSeq, a predicted model, not a curated record